ACUUUAAUGAUGAAUGUGUCUGAUCUGCAGGUACGUCCACGCUCUGUAUUUGGGCGUGCAGAGCCGCUGGCACAGAGACCCCGAGCGCCGUCACUACUACUGGCGCAUGAUGUUUGAGAGCGCUGACAUCAGCAUGCUGCGUCUGCUGGAGUCCUUCCUGAAGAGCGCCCCCCAGCUGGUGCUGCAGCUCAGCAUCAUGAUCCAGGCCAGACAGGUGCUGCCGCUGCAGGGACUUUCCGCCUCGGCCUCGCUGGUGUCGCUCGCCUGGAUGGUCGCCUCCUAUCAGAAGGUCCUCAGGGACUCCCGGGACGAUAAGCUCCCCAUGAGCUACAAGGCCGUCAUCGUUCAGAUCCUGUGGCACCUCUUCACCAUCGGCGCCCGCACCCUGGCCUUCGCCCUGUUCGCCUCCGUGUUCCAGCUCUACUUCGGCAUCUUCAUCGUAGCCCACUGGUGCAUCAUGACGUUCUGGAUCAUCCAGGGAGAAACGGACUUCUGCAUGUCCAAAUGGGAGGAGAUCAUCUACAACAUGAUGGUGGGCAUCGUGUACGUGUUCUGCUGGUUCAGCGUGAGGGAGGGCCGCACUCGCUGCAGGAUGCUCAUCUACAGCCUGACGGUGCUGGUGGAGAACGUGGCGCUCACCGCGGCCUGGUAUUUGUACCGCGGGCCCCGAACCUCAGACUUCUACGCCGUGGUCAUGGUGUGCGUAGUGGCCAGCAGCUACGCUCUGGGCACCUUCUUCAUGUGUGUGUAUUACUGCCUGCUGCACCCUGACGGCCCCGUGUCCGGGUGGGGGCACGUCGUGGAGAAGGAGGUACCGGUGGAGACGCUGGCCUCCCCGGCGGCCAGCCUCCCCCCUGACGUCGUGAGCAGCCCCCCCAGGACCCUGCAGAGAACUAAAGGGUCCGACAGGGAUCAGGGCUCCGGGGUGGACGGAGACGUGUUUCAGGUGCGACCUCUGCGGGGGGCUCAGGCUCCGGUGCCCAGCCUCAGCCCCCGGACAGAGGGGCCUGUCAUCCGAAUAGAUCUGCCACCUCUGAGACAGAGCCUGGGAGGUAACACACUGAGAAAAUAG
Cottoperca gobio is the source of this 1072-nucleotide messenger RNA. Its product is annotated as XK-related protein 7-like. Gene Ontology annotation, biological process: phosphatidylserine exposure on apoptotic cell surface; apoptotic process involved in development; engulfment of apoptotic cell. NCBI's taxonomy places the organism in Eukaryota, Metazoa, Chordata, Actinopteri, Perciformes, Bovichtidae. The record is from RefSeq and is a predicted model, not a curated record. Gene Ontology annotation, cellular component: plasma membrane.